AUGGAGAAUGAUCUUGUUAAUAUUGAAGUAUACUUUCCAGAUGCGGUUAUUUUGGAAGAACAAAACUAUGCAGAUAACCAUCUCACUAGCAAAGAAUAUGAGCCUGAACUGAAGGAAAGAUAUAGCUUUACAGAUAUGUAUAAUUUUCACUAUAACUCUGGUUUUCAGAACUGCUUAGCACAUUAUGUUGGAGAUGUAGAUAAAGAAGUGGAUAAAGUGGGAUUUGCGACUACUAGAUAUGAAAAAAGUUACUCAUAUAAAAAUUUUAAACUUGAAUGGGACGAGAAAAAUGAAGUGCUUUAUGUCGUUAUUCCCUCAGUAGAUAGUAUAGACCACUGGGUUAUGUUGUUUCUGCAACCACUUGGAAUUACAAAUGACUCGCUAAAAAUUGACAAUUGCUGUAUAUCCAAUAACUGUAAUUUUAAAGUAAGAAUAGACGAUGAAAGACUACUUUUGUACCCAGAUUUACUUGAUGAUAUAUAUAAAUUUAUUUUAUUUCAACGAAAUUUGUGGUAUUUUUAUAAACAUCAUAUCAAUCAUAUCCAUAAUAGUGUAACCACAUUUGAUGAUUCUACUGUAGAUCACUUGUGGCAAAACCCAGACAUAAAUGUCUAUUUAAAGAAAGAUGAAACUGACCACAAUUUUUCCAAAGGAAGAGAGGGAUGCUGUAGCGAAUAUUGUGAUUCAUACUUGAAAGGACAGCAUAUAUUGCCGUGUAUUUCAACCACAAUUUCUGAGUCAAAUGUAUUCACUACUGAUUCAACAAUAUUUCCAUUAUUAACAUCUGAAGAUUCAAGUAGUAAUGAUGACUAUCAACUUAACUCCUUUACAAAUAUUUGUAAUGGAAAUAAUGAGAGAGCCUUCUUUCCAAUAAAUGACUAA
Cryptosporidium muris RN66 is the source of this 882-nucleotide messenger RNA. RefSeq lists its product as uncharacterized. Bases 1 to 882 code for a protein of 293 amino acids. NCBI's taxonomy places the organism in Eukaryota, Apicomplexa, Conoidasida, Eucoccidiorida, Cryptosporidiidae. The record is from RefSeq and is a predicted model, not a curated record. The transcript has a single exon.